This is a messenger RNA of Sorex fumeus (smoky shrew), 415 nucleotides long. It is a transcript of the gene ANAPC11, whose product is annotated as anaphase promoting complex subunit 11. NCBI's taxonomy places the organism in Eukaryota, Metazoa, Chordata, Mammalia, Eulipotyphla, Soricidae. Gene Ontology annotation, molecular function: cullin family protein binding; ubiquitin protein ligase activity; zinc ion binding. The record is from RefSeq and is a predicted model, not a curated record. The transcript is spliced from 2 exons. Gene Ontology annotation, biological process: protein ubiquitination; positive regulation of mitotic metaphase/anaphase transition; anaphase-promoting complex-dependent catabolic process. Gene Ontology annotation, cellular component: nucleus; anaphase-promoting complex. Bases 78 to 332 code for a protein of 84 amino acids.
CGGCGCGGGGCGGGCCGCGGCCGUUAGGGGCGGGGCGCGCGCCUGCUCCGCCCGCCGCUCCGUCCGCCGCCAGCGCCAUGAAGGUGAAGAUCAAGUGCUGGAACGGGGUGGCCACGUGGCUGUGGGUGGCCAACGACGAGAACUGCGGCAUCUGCCGGAUGGCAUUCAACGGCUGCUGCCCGGACUGCAAGGUGCCCGGGGACGACUGCCCGCUGGUGUGGGGCCAGUGCUCCCACUGCUUCCAUAUGCACUGCAUCCUCAAGUGGCUCAACGCGCAGCAGGUCCAGCAGCACUGUCCCAUGUGCCGCCAGGAGUGGAAGUUCAAGGAGUGAGCCCGGCCAGCUGCCACAGCCUUCACGCGCCGGGACCCAAUAAAGCACUCCACACCACCAACGCUCGUCUCAUCUGUGCUGAU